Protopolystoma xenopodis is the source of this 903-nucleotide messenger RNA. NCBI's taxonomy places the organism in Eukaryota, Metazoa, Platyhelminthes, Monogenea, Polystomatidea, Polystomatidae. The record is from the annotation of a GenBank genome assembly.
CUCCUCGACCAACAGCCUCGCGUCUCAACCAUCCCAACUAGCCGGUCUGGCAGGCCCACGAAUGUUGUACAGACCCUCUUGACAACCGCCUGGAUGGUGUACCCCUUAAUUGGCACGCCAGGCCAACAUACGGACGCCGACACUUGCAUCCACUCACACACAGACACAUGCACACAAGUGCCUACAUGCAAACACCCUUUGGCAUGCCAUCACAUUGCCUUUCUCUCACCUACUCAUUCAGACUCUUUAAUUAUAUGCCUCGGUGGCCGACCAUGCACUCGCCAUUCGUACUCGUCGGCCGGGCUGCCGAUUUCACCUGCGUCUCUUGAGCAGACAAGCCAAUGCUGUACAUCUGCUGUCAUGAGCUUGAGCCGACUGGCACCUGUUCUGACUAGGUCUUUGAAAGCAGACCUCAAAUGGCACGAUAUGUCUACCGUGGAGAGGCCUCUCGACCGCUAUGAAACGGACCGUCGCCGUCGGCAACCAGCAAACCAGCAAACCCGCACAUCAGAACACCAGAACACACACACACACACACACACACAUACAUACACAAACACAUACAGACGCGCAUACAAUCGUGUGAAGACUGGAGGGCCAGCUCUCGAUCGGACAGUGGUCGACUCGAAGGCGUUGUCUGACGGCCAGUCCCGACCUGCCUGUCAAGUCGUGGGAGAGCACACCUUCAUGCUGAAUGAGCUCUCCAGCGCGACUGUUAACGAGAUGCACGUCCGAGAUAGGGCCGAUGUGUAUCCCACUCGGAUACACUCGGCUCGUGCCAGUCGUGAUAAAUUAAUAUACAAAAGAGCAAUUAAAAGCUGUUUCACUCUCACUCUCACUCUCACUUUCACUCUCAGUCUCAGUCUCAGUCUCAGUCUCAGUCUCGUGAACCCGGACAGGUAG